GCGCUUCCGCCCGCGUCAGCUGACUGCCGCGAGGAAGCGGCGGCGGCGGCCCCAGCCCGGCACGGCACGGCCCGACCCGACCCGACCCGGAGCCCGCGGAAGCCCCGCCGCCCCCCCGCCAUGGCAGGAGUCGUGGUGAGCGGAGCGCAAGUGUCUUACAUUAGUCAAGACUGUGAAGAAAUUCCAGAAUUCCUAGGAAGAAUAUAUGGACAUAUGGCAAAAAGGCUAGAUCUUAGCUUCAACUUGUUAAGGUCACUAGAAGGACUGAAAACAUUCAGUUACUUGGAAGAGCUGAUCUUGGACAACAAUCUACUCGGAAAUGACCUUCUGUUACCCAGGUUGCCCCACCUCCAUACCUUAACGCUCAACAAGAACCAAAUAACAGAAUUAGAAAGCCUUUUGGACCAUUUGGCUGAAGUUGUGCCCUCACUACAGUAUCUCAGUUUGCUUGGAAACAUGGCCUGCCCAAAUGAACUGGUCUGCAAAGAAAAGGAUGAAGAUGACUACCAGAGAUACAGAUAUUUUGUCCUGCACAAAUUGACAAACCUGAAAUUUCUGGAUACUCGGAAGGUAACAAGGAGGGAGAGAGAGGAAGCCUUGGUAAGAGGUGCCUUCAUGAAAGUGGUAAAGCCCAAGGAUGCCAAGGCCUCCAGCGAUGCUGCCUCCACCUCUCCAGAGAUGCACUAUACACCUCUGCCUUCAGGAUCCAGAGACCUCACCAAUCACAGAGGCAUUUUGGGAAAAUGCCGCUACAUUUACUAUGGAAAACAUUCUGAGGGCAACAGAUUCAUCCGAGACGACCAGCUCUAAAACACAGCGUUGUUUCAUGCCUCUUCAACGCCUCCACACGAGAAGCACAAAUUGCAUCUAAAUUUUAAGCAUGUAACUAAAGUCCUCUAGUGCCUUCUGCUGACUUUGCCAAGCCUGUCAAGAUCAUCCUUCUAUCUUAGUCUGAGUAGUCACAUAGAGAUUGACAUGAUUGCCUUUAAGCAGGUCCCAUCCACCAGCGUGACAGACAGCUGCAGCCGAGCACCCGGCCUGACAGGAGGAGCACCGUGAUGGAUUGCCUGGUCCAAUUGCCGCUCGCAGAAGAGCAGGGGUCACACCUGGGGCUUCAGUGAGCAUGCUCCAUCCCUCCGCGCCUCGGCAAAAGCAGCGCCUUUAUCUCUAGCUUGCCUGUUGAGCAAAAGUGGCUGGCGAUAUCCGAGUGUUUAUAAAAGAGAGGGGCUAUAAUUUCAGAUGAAAAAGCCCUUAUCUGUUCUUAUUUUUUAGCUUGUGAAUUAAGUGCUUGUGUUUCUAUCAUCUCAUGCAUGCUUACACAAAUCCUUUCACAGAGGUUUUUUUCUGUUUGGUGUCCACCCCUAAAUGAGCCUAGAUGGAUUAUUUUUUCUUUCUGAAAAUAUUUUGGCCAUGCAAAGUAUUAAUAAUUUUUAUAGUUGUUUAUAUGCAAGGGAAAAGGAUUUAGGCAAUUUUACAGACAAACAAAAUUUGCUAAUUCUUAAAUUGCACCUCAACAUUUACUAACUCUGACCUUCAGAAAAGCAAUCAUUUUUUAAUGCUGUAGAAUAGUGGCACAGCUUAAUUCUAUAUACGUGGAAGAAACCUUCAAUUGUGAUAUUGACAGUGUGUAUUAUUCCCAGUUUAUUGCACAAGAUAUUUUUUAACUUGCACAGAGAUUACAUUUAGAAUUAAAUGCUUAAAUUUGGAAAGAAAAAAAGUGCUUAAAAGGAGUGAUAUAAAAUAAAAUUGCCACCAGAUGGGUUUGAUUAUUCAGAGGAGAAAAAAGUCAAUAAAAGUAACUGGUGGAAUUAACAUAAUUAACAGCUUUACUAAUAUGUUAUAGAGACGAGUUUUGAAUAAUCCCUUUUGAUGCCUAUGUAAGAAAGGCUAUAUUCAAAUUUUCAGUGGGAAAAAUAAAACUGCAUAGUAUGUUUCCUGCUUUUCUGAUAGACAGGUUAGACAUAUUUAGAAUCAUGAACUUUUUACUGUGAAAAAAAAUCCAAUACUUUAUACGUAUAUUGUGUUACGUGCUACUAGAUACAAUGGGACUGGCCAAGGAAUCUGCAAAACUUCUGACCUCUGGGCUGUUCCAAACCCAUCCAUAUUGGUCCCAGUUGAAAGUCAUCACUGUCUGGGUGUUCUUGUCUUGUUUGAAGUUACUUGGUGGUCUUAAUUCACUUUCCUGGUUGAAAAAAUGUCAGUUUUUAGAAGUUACCUACUUUUGGGGGCUAUUACCAGUUACUGUUGUAGGUGGAAGUGAACUGGAUAUUGAAGGCAAUCGUGAAAUCAGGUUUGACCAAUGAAAAAGAAUGAGACAUUGGCAGAGUGACAAAGAAAAGCUGCUGCAGAAGGUUUUAGGCCUUAUUCAGUAAAUGGAAGUCUUCACUCACUUUGAAAGUCUAUAAUAAAUCUUUAACAGAUACUUAAAAUCAGUGACCAAUGUAGAAAUACCCAGUUAGCACCACCUGCGGUUCAAAUUGAGCUCUAAGCUGUUUGCCAUACAAACUGGUGUCGGGAAAGCAUGUUUUGGCCACUUGUAAUGUCUCUGCUAAUGUCAUAGAUGGUUACAAAUGAAAUUCCAAUUCACAUUAGAAGUCCUGGGAGAUAUAAGAUAAAGGAAAACUACAUGCCACUUUUUUUUUUUUAAUAAAAAAAAUCAUUAGAAAUAUUUAGGGCACUUGUCGUCUCUUGGUUACCAAAAUAACAGCAAUCCUAGUUUGUUCGUAUCAUAUUGUCUGUUUUGAACGCUCCACACAUUUUGGCCAUGGCAUAUUAUAGACAGCAGGGUUCUGAAUAAGGGUGUUUAGAAUAACCUAAUGUCACUUUCAGUCUGGUUGCAUAUAUGUUCUUGUCUUUAUAAAAGGCUUUAACCCUGCCUCAAACA
Molecule: messenger RNA, 2884 nt
Organism: Calidris pugnax (ruff)
Lineage: Eukaryota; Metazoa; Chordata; Aves; Charadriiformes; Scolopacidae
Gene: LRMDA
Product: chromosome unknown open reading frame, human C10orf11
Exons: 7
Coding region: 121-810 (229 amino acids)
Biological process (GO): melanocyte differentiation
Molecular function (GO): protein binding
Source: RefSeq, a predicted model, not a curated record